AAAAAUAAAAUUUCAUAUAUCUACAUAGACAUACACACAUAUAUGCACACAUAUAUUUAUAUACAUUUUCCCUUUGUGAAUAAAUCCCAGAAAAAGCACCCAUUGCCUUAAGUCUACAUCCAGUGGCUAGAGUAAGAAGGGAAAUAGCUGUUAGAACAAAACACCAAGGUAUUAUAGCAAAAGCAGAAAUCAGUGUGGCACACCACUUUAUGAAAUCAGAAAGCAGGAUCAAUGUGCACACCUCUGAAUCCAGGGCGUUAGCCAGUCUCUGGGGCCAAGAUAGUCUAAAAGCAUUGCUGCCUCAAGUUGAGGAUGAGAAAUAAGUGAAUUAGUCCAAUGACUUAUUAAAGAUCAAAAAGUGAAUGCAAACUGGAACUGGAAUCCAUCUCCGUGAUUGUCUGUCACACCUGCUAUUGCCAUUCUCAAAAAAAGAAGAAAGAAUUAAGAAAAAAAGAAGAAAAAAAGAAAAGAAAGAAACUUAGAAGAAAAAGGAAGGAGGAAGAAGGAAGAAGGAAGAAGGAGGAAGAGGAAGAAAGAAAAAAAAAAUCAAGUUUUACCAAACUAUUCCCACCUUUUACUCCUCUGUGGUGGUAGAAAUUUUUAAGUUUCAUCUAUUGUUAACUAAUGACCCCAUUUGGGUUUACUUGGCAAAAAUACUGUCAUUUUGAUUUGUCAUUUUCUUCUCCAGCUCUUUUUACUGAUGAGGAAACUGAGGCAAGCAAGUCUAAGUGACUUGCUCAGGAACACACAGAUUGUGUCUGAGGCCAGAUUUGAUUUCGGGGAAAACGAGUCUUCCUGACUCCCUUUGCUAUCUCGCUGCCCACAUUUCAUUUAGGUAAUGAAUAAAUCAUUCAACUCUUCUGACCUUCAGGAUCUUCACAAAAAUAUAACAUUGACGCUAAAAAAGGCUUUAUAAACUAGUUCCAAGUAACUGUAAACUAUUGUCUUUAGCGGCAAAAGACUUACUCUUGUGUACUAUUUAAAAAUAGCUCCACUGUGUCAUAGAAAUCGUACAGUACUUGGAAUCAAAAAACCUGCAUUCGAAUCCUAGUUAUUGCUACUUGCUUAGUACCUGUGUGACCAUGGGCAAGUCAUUCCGGGCCUACUUUCUUGCAAAAUCAGAGCGGAAGUGGAUAAUCUCUACUAAAGUUCUUUCCAGUUCUGAAUCCUAUGAUCCUAUAAUGGAGUUUCCAAGCCUCGUAAACAAACCGGGUAAAAUACUCCCCUAUCUUUCUCUCUGUCUUCUGCUUGCUCUUCUAUUGGUUAUUUCACUAGCAUUUUGUUUGGGGACCCAGCUCACAGUUAUCGAUAUUUCUGCAAACGUAACAAUGUAGUCAGCUGUUUAAAAAAAAAAAUCAAAAAACAAAACCUCCACCAAAAAAAACCAACCCGAAGUCUACACUUACACAAAGCUCCAAAAGUAAGAGUUUUUAAUGUAGAUACGAUGUCUAUGAAGAAGAUAGCUGUCUCUCUUUGGGCCUACAACUACCUUAAUGAAAAGACUUUAGUUUUGAAUCCUAGGGGAAUGGGCCGGAGUGAAGUGAUGCACAUUAACACACUGACACGGAGGAGAGGGGAGGGAUGAAAUGAUUGGUCAGAAGUCCCGCCCAGGGAAAGUUUAGCAGCAGGCGUUUUUAUCGGCCUAUUAUGCAGAUCGCCACCGCGGAAUACCUCAAACUGUGAGCUCAGCUGAAGACCUAAAACACAUGCUCCACCACCUGGUGUAUUCUGAGGCUAGUGCUCAGAAUGGGUGGGGUUUGUGUAUACACAACUCGACUUCCACAUGAUCGUUGGGUGUGGAAAAGUUAAAUCUGGCUCCCAAAGCUCAGGCUGGUGAUCCCACCCCAAAGCUGGCCCGCCCAGGUCUGCCUUAGUUAAAAAAUUGGGGGGCCCCCCAGAGGGCACCCCUUCCACCCCAUAAGAGAUGAAAGGAUUGCGGGUUGAACAUUUGUCAAGUUUCCCCCACAGGCAGUGGGCGGAGUUCCAAGAAAGGGAUGGGCGGAGAGAGAGGGCAAGAGGGGAGGGACGCCCGCUGCUAAACUCGCCUCCCUCUUCCAAGUUUCGCUAUGUUGUUCCACUGCCUCCUUCGUCCCGCUCCUCCAACUGAGGAUAACCCGGCGGAGGGGAGCCUAAAGAAAUGGCAAGAGGAGCAGAGCAGCCAUCGAGGAGGUAAGAGAAAAGGGGAGACGAAGAAGAAAGGGGAGAAGCAGACAGGACCACUGGAAAGUAACGCCCUCGUCAUCCUGCCUCUCCAUCACACCCUGCCCUCCCUGCCUCUUCCUGGUUCUCGGGCAACAACCAGGAGCCCCCGAUUGGGAUUCAGGGGGCAAAGGGAGGGGAAACUCGAAAUAGUCUAAGGAGUCCUGGGGGUCGGGAGCGCGGGGUGGGGUGGGAAGGGGAGGGGCGGGAAGGACAGACAUGAAGAGCCGGCGGCGGCGGCGCCGGCAGCAUCGAAAGCUCCUGUUGUUGCUGGUUUUGUAUACUCUGGUCCUGCUGCUGCUGCCCUACGUUCUGGACAGCCGCAAGGGCGGCGAGGAGGCGGGCGUCCCGCGCUGUCCCAGCCUCCCAAGCAGCCUGGGAGUGUGGAGCCUCGAGGCGGCGGCUGCUGGGGAGAAGGAGGAGACUAAAACUUUGAUCGGGACCGGAAGGGGAGCCUCGGAGAACCUCCAGAACGGGAGCGACUUUGCCCGACGGCCGCCGUUACUGCGCGAGAAGCAGCACAUCUACCUGCACGCUACUUGGAGGACCGGCUCGUCCUUUCUCGGGGAGCUUUUCAAUCAACACCCGGACGUGUUCUACCUGUACGAGCCCAUGUGGCACCUGUGGCAAGCGCUAUACCCGGGCGACGCGGAGAGCCUGCAGGGUGCCCUGCGAGAUAUGCUCCGCUCGCUCUUUCGCUGCGACUUCUCCGUGUUGCGGUUGUACUCCCCGCCGGGAGACCCCGCCGCACCGGCCCCGGCUUCCGCCAAUCUCACCACGGCUGCCCUCUUUGGCUGGAAGACCAACAAAGUGAUCUGCUCUGCGCCCCUGUGCCCGGGCGCCCCUAAGCCCCGGGCCGAGGUGGGGCUCAUCGACGGGGCCACCUGCGAACGAAGCUGCCCGCCCGUGUCGUUGCGGGAGCUGGAGGCUGAAUGUCGGAAGUACCCGGUGGUAGUAAUCAAAGACGUUCGCCUGUUGGACCUGGGAGUCUUGGUGCCGUUGCUGCGGGAUCCGGGUCUCAACCUCAAGGUCAUUCAGCUAUUUCGUGAUCCACGGGCGGUGCAUAAUUCGCGCCUCAAAUCCAAGCAAGCUUUAGUGCGCGAAAGUAUCCAGGUGCUACGCACCCGGCAGAAGGCGGACCGCUUCCACCGCGUGCUCUUCGCCCAAGGCGUUGGCGCCCGGCCGGGGCCGUCUCUGUUCCGGGCUCAAGCUCCGGGACCCCGUGCGGACUACUUUCUCAGCGGGGCCCUGGAGGUGAUCUGCGAGGCUUGGCUGCGGGACUUGCUCUUCGCCGGGAGUUCUCCUGCUUGGUUGCGCAGGAGAUAUACUCGGCUGCGCUACGAGGACCUUGUUUUGGAACCUCGCACCCAGCUGGCUCGUCUGCUGCACUUUGCCGGUUUGCCCACUCUGCAGGCCCUGGAAGACUUUGCCCUCAAUAUGACUCGCGGCUCGGGUUAUAAUGCCGACCGACCCUUUCUCAUUUCGGCCCGGGACGCUCGGGAAGCGGUGCACGCGUGGAGGGAGCGGUUGAGUCAGGAGCAGGUCCGCCAAGUGGAGACCUCCUGUGGUCAGGCUAUGCGCCUGCUAGUUUAUCCGCUCAGUGGAGAAGAAGUAGGUGGCGGCGGCGGCGGUGGCGAAAAAAAUGUUGCGGAAGGGAAGCCUCCUGGGGAGAAGUUGCAGAAAGGAAGGGAAGGCACUUCAAAGCAGCGCCCCAGCCAUUUUAAAGGUUCCACCUUGUCUUUUCUGUGGUGCUUCUCCCUCAGAACUUUCUCCUCCCCUAAGCUCUUUUGGGCCCAGAACCUUUGGUAAACCGCAACAUUGAAGUGUACAGUCCAGAAGAAUGAAGAAUCAACUGCCAAUAGGAUUACUUUGCACAGUUGGGGUAUUGAGACUUCACUUGACACUAACUGCUGAACAGUUCUGCAUAGCAGAAAAAAAUAGCGAGCAGUUAACACAACGGACACUUCUGCAAAGACUACAUUUCCAAUAAGGAAGUGACAUAGUGCAAUAUGGAUACAGUGGCCCUCCAAUAUGGAGGGCUUUAUUUUCCAGCUUGAAUCUGCCAGUGGUGAUUGCUGCCCUUUGAAUGACAUUCCCAGUGAUGAAGAGGAGACUUUUUUCUUAUGAUUUCAGAAUUAAUGAUGUUUAUAUCACAACUUGGACAAAAAUAUUGAUCUGAAAACCAUGGCGAGCGUGGUCUUGCCCUAUGUUCAUUCUGUAACUUAAAGAAAACUUCUUGUUUUAA
Antechinus flavipes (yellow-footed antechinus) is the source of this 4444-nucleotide messenger RNA. RefSeq names its product carbohydrate sulfotransferase 7 (gene CHST7). Gene Ontology annotation, biological process: carbohydrate metabolic process; N-acetylglucosamine metabolic process. The transcript is spliced from 3 exons. Gene Ontology annotation, cellular component: Golgi membrane. Gene Ontology annotation, molecular function: chondroitin 6-sulfotransferase activity; N-acetylglucosamine 6-O-sulfotransferase activity. NCBI's taxonomy places the organism in Eukaryota, Metazoa, Chordata, Mammalia, Dasyuromorphia, Dasyuridae. The record is from RefSeq and is a predicted model, not a curated record. The coding region runs from base 2419 to 4008 and encodes 529 amino acids.